AUGUCCCAGACGCAAGGCCUUUACGUCACACUACGUCACACCGGCAUUAAAGUGUGCGAAGUGAGACUGCGAGGCAGCGCGCAGGAGACGAUGAAGCGGGGCUGGCUGGCUCUGUCCCUGCUGUGCUCCUGGACUCUGGCAGAGGAAGAUUCUGAGGUGUCCUGUGUUUUUAUGGAGAGAUGCAUCUUACCGUGCAGGUUCCAGAUUGGGGAAGAAAUCGUCACCCACUGGUUUAAGGUACCAGGAGACCUUCACGUCCACUCAUUCUACUACAGCAAAGACCAGCUUGGACACCAGGACCAGCGCUUCAGAAACAGGACUUCACUGUUCAAGGACCAGAUCUCCAGAGGAAAUGCUUCACUCCAGCUGGCAGGGGUGCAGGUUCAGGACCAGAGCAGAUAUAAGUGCCACACCAGCACCAUCAGAGGAAACCAGGAGUCAUUUAUUAACCUGAAGGUGGACGCUCCAGUUCAUGAAGUCAGCAUUGAUCAGGUAGGAAACAGGAUCACCUGCAGCUCAGAGGGGAUCUACCCUGAACCUCAGCUCACCUGGUCCACCAGCCCUCCAUCCAACAUCACCUUCACCAACACCACCACAGUGCAGCAGCCUGAACAGCUGCUUUACAGCAUCACCAGCUCUUUGAUGGUUUCAGCCGGUGUUUAUGACCUGCUCUUUAUCUGCACCAUCAGCACUCGCAGGAACAGGAGGAGAGCCACUUUGAGGAAACUAGCUGAUAUCAGUGCUCCCAGCACUGGCGUAACAAUCCCCUGCACCCCCCCAAACACCUCCCUCACCAACUUCAGCCUCGUCUGGAGAUUCAACCACACUCAGACCAUCGUGAAGCAGACCGGGACCAACGUCACCUACUCGGUGUCAGACGGGUGGAGGCAGCAGGUGGAGAAAGUGUCAGAGUCAGGCAGCCUCGUGCUGAAGGACUUAUCGUCCAAACAGGAGGGGGGGUACACCUGUGAGCUCAGCAAUGCUGAGGAGACUCACAGCACCAACACCCACCUGAGGAUCAUCAAAGGAGGUCACACUAGCAUUGCAGCAAUUAUUACAGCUGUGGGAUUUGGAAUUGUAUUGAUCAGCUUAUUGAUUGCUGCUCUAAUCUACUGGAUAAGCAAAAAGGACAUGGCUGUGCCUUCAUCUGAUCCACAGUCACCCACAGAGCAUGCAGAUACAGAGGCGCAGGUGUGAAGUGACGAUUUCAGACACACUGAAGACUUUCUGAGAGCCGAACCUCCUCUUCCUGUUCUAGCUGAAGGUCCACAUCCUCCUUCCUGGUUAUAAUAAAAGAUGAGUUAUCUUCUUCUUCUUUUUUAUUGGCG
Archocentrus centrarchus (flier cichlid) is the source of this 1328-nucleotide messenger RNA. RefSeq names its product CD276 antigen-like. Gene Ontology annotation, biological process: immune response; negative regulation of T cell proliferation; cell surface receptor signaling pathway. NCBI's taxonomy places the organism in Eukaryota, Metazoa, Chordata, Actinopteri, Cichliformes, Cichlidae. The record is from RefSeq and is a predicted model, not a curated record. Gene Ontology annotation, cellular component: external side of plasma membrane. Bases 1 to 1197 code for a protein of 398 amino acids. The transcript is spliced from 7 exons.